CAAGAACAAAUUUAAUUAUAUAUUCAUUUCGACCCAUCUAUCUGUUCUUGGAUUCAUUUAGAAACUGAUCAUACUUCCAUCAUCUUUUUACAGCUUCAUUCACAUACAAUCUUACACCAUUUCCCUUACGUUUCUAUCGACUGUCAUCAUACGUCAGAUUCAAAAAGGGUAUUCUUGGAAUUGACUAUUUGUUUACGCUCAUUGAUCAAGAUUAUAUAACCAUGUCAAGAUUGAGAAGAAGAGAUCCUGUGAAGGUGGUGAUUAUCAACACUGAGUAUAUUGAGACAGACGCCAUGAGCUUUAAAUCUGUCGUUCAACGUCUCACCGGAAAAGAUACUCCCUCCCCCUCUCCCAAAAAUAGUUUAUCACACGUUGGUGGUGGCGGCGGUUGUGGCGGCCGUGGUGGUGGUGGUGGUUUGAACUCGCCUAUGUUGAAGAAAGGGAUGUCAUUUAGAGACCUGGAUAAGUUGCUGUUGGAGCUCCCUUCCAUGGAUGAUAUCUAUCAGUUUUGCUCUGAGUAAUAUUCGUUAAAUAUAUAUCUAACUAGUUAUCUUCCUUUUUAUUCUUCAUUGUAAGAAAAUUUAAAUAAAUUUUAUACAUAAAUAAACUCCCAUACUUGUAUAUUCUUAUA
This is a messenger RNA of Lactuca sativa (garden lettuce), 631 nucleotides long. Its product is annotated as VQ motif-containing protein 1. NCBI's taxonomy places the organism in Eukaryota, Viridiplantae, Streptophyta, Magnoliopsida, Asterales, Asteraceae. The record is from RefSeq and is a predicted model, not a curated record.